Colletotrichum navitas is the source of this 1774-nucleotide messenger RNA. RefSeq lists its product as uncharacterized. NCBI's taxonomy places the organism in Eukaryota, Fungi, Ascomycota, Sordariomycetes, Glomerellales, Glomerellaceae. The transcript has 2 exons. The coding region runs from base 122 to 1531 and encodes 469 amino acids. The record is from RefSeq and is a predicted model, not a curated record.
CUCUUGUUUGGCUUCCAGCCAGUCUGUCUCUCUGUCUGCCACCUUUUACUUCCACCCGCCUUGUUUUGUCCUUUUUUCUUUUCCUUUUUUUUUUCUUUCUCUUUGUGUCCCUGAGCACGAAAUGCAAAGACCAGGAGCCAACUCAACCUCUCACCAGCUCACUUCGCGUUCAUUGCGGUCUCAAGCUGCUCGACCUGCACCAGAUAACCCCUCGUCCGAGUCCAGAAAUAUCAUCACCAGCACCCUUCACGUCGCCGUUGUAUCCGCCUCGCAAGCGAUCUCUCAGUCUGACACAGUGCUUGCUGCCCACUGGGACAACAUCCGCACCGCGUUUAUUGCCUCUGGUAUCACGACGCCCUUUGCCGAUUGGAUAACGCAGGCCUUUGGCAAUCACAACCUCCUCACUAUCGUGCGCGCUGCUUUUGCGACACGGUGGCGUCAAGUCGAAGACUCGGGUUCCCGUGAGGUCAGUCGAAGGAGGUCCGCAGCCAAGCGCCUCGGUCUCGACGGGAUCUGGGAGCUUUACCUGUGGUUCGGUGCAUCAGUCCAGUCCCAGCGUUGUUGGAGGCUUCUUCCUGCAGGUUUGGAAAUUUCGGCUCGUCAAUUCUUCGUCGAGCUCUGCCGCGUUCGUGCGCAGCAACCUUUGGGAAAGCAGAAACACCACCUGGAAAAGCCGUUUGGUCCCCGGGAAUUCGAGCUCGCCUGUUGCGCUCUAACUGACCGAGUCACGAUUCGGGAACUCGAGACACGGGACGACCAAGACAAGCAAGACAAUCGCAACCAGCGUCGAGUUGUGAGACAACAUCGAGUCGAGGAGGAUCGUCAAUUCGAGAUGCAGCAAGCCGAACAAGGACAAGAACGACCCGGCGAGCAAAGAGAAACCAGCAAGACAGGACGUUGUCAGGAUAAAACACAGCACGACGACUCUGGAUAUUUCGAGGACUCUCUGGACAGCGAAAGCGAGGAGCGAGACAACGAACAAGACGACCCUGGAUCUUUCGGCGUCUCUGACAACAUCGGCAUGGGUUCACAAGUAUCAUCAGGUGCUUCGAACGUCACAGAGUCUCCCCAAGAGCCACCGACAGACAUGAAUGAUGCCCAGAUGAACGAGAUAGCUCAGAGACUUUCAGUUGCCAAGUCGAAGCUGGCCGAAGUUCAGGACGAUUGUGCCGCCAAGAAGUCGCAGUGGGAGGAGGUGGCCAACUCGGGGACCUCCGCAAUGCACAAAUACAAGAUGCAGAUCGAUGCUCGCGUCAGUUCAAUCAUGGAAGAAGACGUAGAGGAUCCCGACAAGGGAUCUAGCGAGGACGAAAGCGCCAGAGGUCUUGGGGAUUUGGAACGAGACCUCAAAGCGGCUGUCUCCAGGAAACGAAAAGCCUCGCGCCAGAUCGAGAGUCUGACUACCAAGUCGCAAAGGCUGAUGGAAAGCGAGGAGACCAUGCUGGCGCUAUUCAAGAAGGCGGUGGAGGAGCAUUUGGGAAGGAUGCAGCAAGAACAGGAAACAAUUGUUGGGCCUGGAGCAGACCAGUGAUGAUUCUGCAACACUACAGGAUAUCCGGAUGGAGGAUGGAAAAAAGGACGAUUUCAUCGUGUGUUAAAGUGUGAGAUGGUCCGCUCGGGAAAUUGACCGCGACCUGGUUUGAUCAGUACCUAGGCGCUCAUGGACAAACAGAGAGCUGAGGCCGCGGUUGAGGGACUACAACCUUGGCAAACAGUCUCAACACCGGCCUUGCCUGUAUUUACAGUAAACAAGCUACUAAUUAUUAGUCGGACC